GAAGUUUGCAUACCUUCCAUAACAACACAAACUUGGUUUUUCUGAAACAUCUUUUAUUACGUUCUCCAUUUCGUUGUGUUUGAUUUUUCCACCACGACUUUUGGUUAUAGCGGUUGUAACUUCGCUCUCCUCUGAACCAUCAUGAGCCAACGUCAGUCCGAAGAGACCGUAGCUUCGGUCGGCUCAAACACCAGUGGUGGCAGUUCUACCCAGUCUACCCAACUUUCUGCAUCACCAUCAGGCCAGCAACGGUCUAGUUCUCCUGCUUCCACGAGUUCAGCAAGCAAGAGGAAGGGCGAUGACUACGUUUAUUUCGAGCGAAGCACUGAUAACUUUUCAUCUGAUGCCGUAUCUCGUGCAACUGCUGCAAAGUUAAAGCUUGAGUCUUACUACAAGCUCGCUGUUGAUGCCGCGAUCGAACGCAAUGGGAGGCGCACAGAACUUGAGCACAGACUUAAUCAAGCUAUGAUUUCUAAUGAGUCGAAAGAACGCGAAAUUCGCAAAUACCGCAAGCUGGAGUCACAGCAUCUAAGAUUGCGUCGGACAAAGAUUCGUCUCACGGACUUCCGCACAGUCAAAGUCAUUGGGAAGGGUGCAUUUGGUGAGGUAAGAUUGGUUCAGAAAGUCGACACCGGGAAAGUCUAUGCCAUGAAGACCCUCCAAAAGGCUGAGAUGUUAAAGCGAGAUCAGCUUGCUCACAUUCGGGCCGAACGUGACUUGCUUGCUGAAUCUACAUCACCCUGGGUUGUUCAACUCUUUUAUUCCUUCCAGGAUCCACUAUACUUAUAUCUCAUAAUGGAGUUUCUUCCUGGAGGCGAUUUGAUGACCAUGCUCAUGAAAUAUGAUGUUUUCUCUGAAGAUGUGACGCGGUUCUACAUGGCAGAGUGCAUUCUUGCUAUUGAGGCUGUUCAUGACCUCGGUUACAUUCACCGGUGCGCAAUAACUUCCAAUCUUCAUGAUAAGCAUAUAAAUCUUGGUUCCAGGGACAUCAAACCUGAUAACAUUCUGAUAGACAAGAAUGGGCAUUUAAAGCUAUCCGAUUUUGGUCUCUCGACUGGUCUGCACAAGACUACAGAUGGAGAUUUCUACAAGCGUUUGAUAGACCAAGACAAACAAAAAGAUCAUGCCCGAAACAGCGUCCAGGUCAAUGCUAUCCACCUUACAAUGAGUCGCGAGCAAAUUGCCACUUGGAAAGCCAACCGACGAAAACUAGCAUACUCCACUGUCGGAACGCCAGAUUAUAUUGCGCCAGAGGUGUUCUUGCUGAAAGGUUAUGGCAAGGAAUGUGACUGGUGGUCGUUGGGUGCAAUCUUUUUCGAGUGUGUGGUUGGAUACGCGCCAUUCUGCUCUGAAAAUCCAAGUGAUACAUACAAGAAAAUCAUCGAAUGGCCGAACUACCUAUACUUCCCGGAGGAAGUCCACCUUAGUCAGGAAGCUGAGCAUCUGAUUCGCAGCAUGAUGACGUGGGCGAACGUCCGUCUAGGAGUCAAUGAAAUCAAGAAUCACCCCUUCUUCUAUGGAGCCGACUGGGAUAAUUUACGUUAUAUCGCGCCGCCUUUCGUACCCGCGUUAUCAUCUAUUACAGAUACCACAUACUUCCCAACUGAUGAGCUUGGUAACCUACCUGAACAGCUUGAAGCUGUUGAACAAGUCGGAUCUGACAAGGACCUUGCUUUCUUGGGAUUUACGUUCAAGCGCUUCACUGGCGGACAAGCUCCGUGAUUGGAAUGCACGCGUUUCCUUGCUGUCUCUUUCAUCAUAUGACACGCCUGUACCAUUGGAUCGUCUGCUCCGCUGCUCGCUCGCUUGCCGCCCGCCCUGGAUCGAUACCCUUUCGAUACCAUAGAAACACUGAGUUUGUGUAAUCUUGAACAUUGGAUUCGUUUUGUUGCAGAGCAUUUGUAUAUCAGUUGGCAAUCAACUCUCCGUCGUCGUAA
This is a messenger RNA of Suillus bovinus, 1937 nucleotides long. RefSeq names its product kinase-like protein. Lineage: Eukaryota; Fungi; Basidiomycota; Agaricomycetes; Boletales; Suillaceae. Gene Ontology annotation, biological process: peptidyl-serine phosphorylation; intracellular signal transduction. Bases 142 to 1722 code for a protein of 526 amino acids. The transcript is spliced from 8 exons. The record is from RefSeq and is a predicted model, not a curated record. Gene Ontology annotation, molecular function: ATP binding; protein serine/threonine kinase activity.